AUGCUUUUAAUAAAAGAAGAUAUUUACUCAACCUGCAAGGGAAAAUGUCACGUUAUUGAUGUUGUCAACGAUUUUGAAGAACAUCAAGGAAUGUGGACAAUAAUUCCGGCAAUUUUUAAGAUUUCGACCCACUCGAAAUGGUAUUUAUUGGCUGAUGAUUCUUCGGAAAUAAAUAUUCGAAAAGUCUUAUCUCGUAUAUUAGACGCCGAAAAUAUUAGUGGAGAUUUUUUUGGGUUUGCGUUACAGGAUAAAAGACCAACUAUAAUUCAUCACUUUGGAUUUGAUUUACCUGAUAAUUUCCAAUAUCCACUUAUUUCCGCUGGCGUUUUAAUAUCGAACACAGUUAUAGAAAAGAUUAAGAAUUCUACUGAUUCACUCAAACUUCCCUCAUUUGCUAUAGAUUCCAGCCAUGAAUUCGCUGUUUCACUCUUCAAAAACUUUAAUAUCACCCUAAUCGAUGAUCCCAAAUUCUUCUGCGAAAAACCUAAUGAUCAUGGUUCAUGCGGUAUCUGGCGAAAAAACAAAACAGAACCAUUGGAAAGUGUUGAAAGUAAUGACAUACAGGUCAUGAUCAAAACAUUUCAUGGAAAUCACAAAACAAGGCUUCCAAUACUUCUACAAACAUGGUUCAAGAAGUUGCCUGUAGCCGAAAUUUGUAGUGAUCUUGAAGACCCGACGAUUCCAACUAUUGAUUUGAAAGUCGGAAAUACUGAAAGCGGACAUUGCUCAAAAACAUGGGAAAUAAUGCGUCGUUUUCAUGGAAAUACCAAUGGCCCGUCUUGGUUGUUAAUUGCAGAUGAUGACACUUUAAUUGGAUGGGAUCGACUUCGAAAAAUGCUCGGACAAUAUAAUCCAAAAGAUGAUUUAAUUAUUGGAGAACGCUAUGGAUACGGAUUUAGUCUCGAUGGAAAUAGUGGUUAUGAUUAUCCAACUGGUGGCGCUGGAAUGGUAUUUACUAGACCAGCAGUUGAGAAGAUACUGAAAGAAUGUCCAAAAUGCUUCUCGAGUCAGGAUCCAGAUGAUAUGAUGAUUGGAAUGUGUGCACAUAUGGCUAAAGUGAAAAUUAUUCACGAAAAUAGGUUUCAUCAAGCUAGAGUUACUGACUAUGCUCAAGAAUUAAUAAGAAGUCCAAUAUCGUUUCACAAAUUUGAAGAAAUUGAUGCCGUAGAGACAUAUUAUGCUCGUCUGAUUGAGAAAAGUUAUUCACAUGCCGAAUUGUAA
This is a messenger RNA of Caenorhabditis bovis, 1221 nucleotides long. NCBI's taxonomy places the organism in Eukaryota, Metazoa, Nematoda, Chromadorea, Rhabditida, Rhabditidae. The record is from the annotation of a GenBank genome assembly.